Messenger RNA from Trichechus manatus latirostris (Florida manatee), 2434 nucleotides. It is a transcript of the gene TMEM62, whose product is annotated as transmembrane protein 62. The record is from RefSeq and is a predicted model, not a curated record. The transcript is spliced from 13 exons. Lineage: Eukaryota; Metazoa; Chordata; Mammalia; Sirenia; Trichechidae. The coding region runs from base 301 to 1914 and encodes 537 amino acids.
AGUGUGUUCUGCCGGUUUUCUUUCCUCGCGAGAAAGCCGCUUCUUUCUUCCCGACUCAGAUUAUCUCUGUUUAAUACCUGCUCUCGGCAGAUAUCCGACAUUCACUUGAGCAGGUUUCACGAUCGAGGCAGAGCGGUAGACUUAGAGAAGUUCUGUUCUGAAACUAUUGACAUCAUUCAACCAGCUCUCGUCCUAGCAACAGGAGACCUGACUGAUGCCAAAACCAAGGACAAGUUGGGAUCCAGGCAGCAUGAGGUAGAAUGGCAAACUUACCAGGGUAUUCUAAAGAAGACAAGGGUCAUGGAAAAAACCAAGUGGCUGGAUAUUAAAGGAAAUCAUGAUGCAUUCAACAUUCCAGGCCUGGAGAGUGUCGAGAAUUAUUACAGGAAAUAUUCUGCUGUACGUAAGGAUGGCUCUUUCCAUUAUGUUCAUAGUACUCCCUUUGGCAACUAUUCUUUCAUCUGUGUGGAUGCCACCCUCAGUCCAGGACCUAAGAGACCCUACAAUUUCUUUGGAAUUUUAAAUGAGAAACAAAUGGAAGAGCUUUUAUCACUUGCCAAGGAAAGUAGUUGGAGCAACCAUACUAUUUGGUUUGGACAUUUUACAACAUCUACUAUCCUGUCUUCAUCACCAGGAAUCCGGUCAAUAAUGAGUUCAGCCACAGCUUAUUUGUGUGGGCACCUCCAUACACUUGGUGGACUGAUGCCUGUUUUGCACACGCGACACUUCCAGGGCACUUUGGAGCUUGAGGUGGGAGACUGGAAAGAUAACAGAAGGUACCGGAUAUUUGCUUUUGAUCACGACCUUUUUAGCUUUGCAGAUUUGACCUUUGGCAAGUGGCCUGUGGUUCUUAUCACCAACCCUAAAUCACUCCUCUAUAGCUAUGCUAAACAUGAACCCCUAGAAAGACUCCUUCACUCCACACACAUCAGGUACAAAAGGACUUUCCUUCUUUAUAAAAACAAUCACCUAAAACCACACAUUCAUGUAUGCUCCCAUUCUAGAGUCUUGGCCUUUUCCUCAUCCUCUAUUACUUCUGUCGCAGUUAAGAUUGAUGGAGUUCAUUUAGGGGAGGCUGUUCAUUUGUCUGGUCCUAUUUUCAUACUAAAGUGGAAUCCCAGAAACUACAGUAAUGGGACACACAACAUAGAAGUAAUUGUCCAGGAUUCUGCUGGAAGGAGAAAGACCGUUCACCACGUAUUUUCUGUUGAAGAGGAUCUUCAUCUCACGUUUGAUCCCCUGGCAUCAUUUAUUCUUCUUACUGACCACUAUAUCAUGGCCCGGGUCCUUUUUGUGCUUAUUGUGCUGAUCCAGCUCACCAUUCUCAUUAUUUUUAGGUAUCGAGGACAUCCAAAGCUUAAAGGACCUCCAGGAUUUGUAAAUCUGACCUCAUUUUCCCUUCAUGUCUUGAGCAAAAUAAACAUCUUCUACUAUUCUGUGUUGUUGCUGACCCUAUAUACAGUGCUAGGACCAUGGUUUGUUGGUGAAAUCACUCUAGGCAAAUUGGGUUGCUGCUUUUCUUUUGGGAUCUUUGUUGAUGGACAUUUCCUACAAGGCAGCUUAACAUUUAUAGUUGGGAUUCUCCAGCUGGUGUUUUUUAACGUCCCCUUGAUGACUUACCUAUCUUGGAGCUUGCUGCAGCGGUGCUUUGGUCACAACUUCAGGUCUCAUCUCCACCAAGGAAAAUACUUGAAAAUUAUACCUGUUCACCUACUUAUGCUACUACUGUACGUUUGGCAGGUCUACUCCUGCUACUUCCUUCAGGUGACAUAUGGCACCCUAGCUUUUUUCUUCUCCCCUUUGCGGACCUGGUUGACACUGCUGACACCUGUUCUCAUUCGUUGUGUGUGGACACUGAACCCCAGUGAGCUUGGAACCUUCACUGUGCAGUUAAAAAGCCACCUGAGCUCCUGAAGACCAUGCCUCACCAUGAGCAGCUGGGCCAGGUUCCUGCCUCCACAUCUAGUACAGCAGGUGGAAAGGCAAUGUUGGUGGGAGACCUCCAUGGAGCUGCUGCUCUUUGGAUGCCCGGGAGUUAAAGGGACUACCCACUACUGAUUGCUGCAGAAUGGACUGGAGAAAAGUCUCUAAUGCUGUGAUUUCUUUCUUCCCCAAGGAGGCAAAAGGUUGAUUUACCUUUGUGAAGAGAAAGCCCUAAUCUAGGAGAUCCGCAGGGUGGAUCCACAGGCUGGGUGUAUGUAUGGGAGCAUCUGAGGCCCAGGGUGUUUAGGUUACCCCACAUAAAGCACCUAGUACAGUGCCUGGCACUCAGCAGCUGCCAAGGUGCCAUUUUAGGGGCAGGGAAGUUGGGACUUGGACCUGACCCUAACUGCCUUUCACAUACUAGCUCCUAGCCCUAUUUUCCUGCAGGGUUAUGGUUGUCUGCUUCCUUAGUCGGGGGUAUUUUCAAUUUAUCAAAUAAAUGAAUGAAUGA